Molecule: messenger RNA, 570 nt
Organism: Effrenium voratum
Lineage: Eukaryota; Dinophyceae; Suessiales; Symbiodiniaceae
Source: the annotation of a GenBank genome assembly
AUGUCCUCAUCCGCUGAAGGUGGACUUCGUCUCGGUUCGGAAAUUCAGUCGCUCGCCGCGGCCGGCCGUGUCAACAUGACGGAACUUGUUCAUCCUGUUCUGACGGAUCUCGCGAAGCGGACAAAGGAGACGGUGGAUCUUGCCGUCUUACGAGACGAUCAUAUGGUGUUCCUGGAUCAGGUCGUCGGUACGCAUCGGCUCCGGACCGUUUCUGCGGUCGGCGAGGUCUUUCCGAUGACGGAUACGGCAAACGGCAAGGCUGCCUUGUCCUUGUUUGAAGAUGAUCGUGUCGUUGCAAUUGCCAGCCGCGAGCUGAAGAAUGCCGGCCAAAGUCAGCGUCCGCUGUCCGACUUUCUCAAAGAGAUUGAAGACAUCAGGGAAACAGGUAUUGCCUGGGAUCUGGAUGAGCAUACACAAGGUAUCUCGGCAGCCGGAUUUGCCUUUCAGGACCCUGUCGGUCUGGUCUAUGCCAUCUCCGUGCCGGUUCCCUCACAUCGAUUUGCCGGAUUGCGAGAAAGUCUGGCCAAGCAGCUUCUGGGCGCACGCGAGGCGGUGGCAAAGCUGGUUUGA